AUGAGUAACCCGUGUCUCUCUUUCAUUCACAGACCCAACGCAUGCGUGGUGGAGGAGGUUCCGUUUUCCAACCUGGAAUUCUGGACCGAAUGUCGUUACUGGAUGAGACGGAACAUUUGCGGCCGAAAAACGCGACUUCGCUUCGAAUGCUGCGAAGGUUUCGAGAGAAUUGAAGGCGAGGAUGGCUGCACUCGAGUUAAGCCACUGAUGAACCUUCUGGAAACAGCCGAAUCUCUGGGAGCCACGAAGUGGGCCCAGUACAUCAGAGAAUCUGGACUGGCUGGAGAGUUAGAGUCACCUGGAGCCUUCACUCUUUUCGCCCCUACAAAUGAGGCCUUUGACAACCUGCGAAGAUCCUUGAGAAGCCAGAUGGAGUCCUACAGAGGUAACCCUAGCAAUCCCAUCCUCCUGUAUCACAUCCUCCCCACCAAGCUUCUGUCAGAUGAAUUUCAGGGAAAUACUUUGGCUGAAACCAGGCAUCAGGGACACAACGUGAGAAUCAAUAAGUACUCGAAUGGCAUGACCACCAUCAACUGCGCCCUGCUCGUGAGGAAGGACCAACAGGCAGUCAACGGAGUCGUCCAUUUGAUUGACAGCGUCCUCGACCCCAAUGUUGGCAUAUUGCAAAAUGUUGCAGAUAUGGUUCUUAAUGACGGUCGAUUUUCCGUUUUGGCUGAGAUCCUGGAAAAGAGCGGUUACAUCAACGUCCUGAGAACACUCCAGGAGUCCAUCACCAUUUUGGCACCGUCGGAUGAGGCCUUCCAGAAGCUUCCAGAAUCCAGGAGGGAAAAAAUCAUUAAUGAUCGAGAGGCCAGGCUGGCACUCCUUCAGAACCACGUGAUCCCACACGUCAUUUGCGAGUCCGCCAUCACCGGCGAGCACCGAGUCCGGACGAUCUCGAACAACAAGCUGAUGUUCAACUGCGACAUUCAGGGAGCUUACGUCGAGAACACCAAACUCAGGGGCAACUUCAAUCUGGGGAAGAACGGAAUCAUCCACAUGAUUGAUGAUGUCCUGCUUCCUGAUCGAGCCAAGAACCUGGUGGAACUGGCCGAGAGCCGAAAUCUGGUCACAUUCGUGGAACUUGUCAAGAAAGCCGGUCUGGAAGAGACUCUCAGCCACACAGGAGACUACACCUUCUUCGUCCCGGAUGAGGCUGCUUGGUAUGCCUUGGAUUCGCAAGUACUGAACGAAGCCAGGAGGGACAUGGACAUGGCUGGCCAAUUGGUCAGAUUCCACGGAUCCUAUGGAAGGACUUUGACCAAUGCCAUCACUGAUAAUCAGGCCAUCAUGUCCUUAGACGAGGAGAAUCCAGUACGCCUUCAGGUCUGGCGUCGAGCCCUUGGAGUAGAGGACGCUAAAAUCACCGAAAGGGACAUUGAAGCACAGAAUGGCGUCAUCCACAUCAUUAAUAAGGUCAUCAUGCCGUCCAACCAAUCAGCAUUCGCCAUUCUGAGGUCAAUCCAGGGUCAGAACUUCAACAUCUUCCUGGAAGCCUUGCAAAGGAUCUCGUCCAUUCCGAAUGCCAUCCUUGAUUUGGGUCCAGGGGACGAGUCCUUCUAUACCUUCUUCGUUCCCAAUGACGCAGCCUUCCGGACGUUAGACAGGGCAACGCUGGACAAAAUCAAGAAUGAUGAUCAGUACGCAACUGAGUUACUCAAAAGCCACAUUGCUGUAAACAUGUUCCCAGAAACCUCUUUCCAGAAGAACCUCGUGUAUACCAUUAAUGGCAUGGCGGGAUCCUUCGACGUCAAGAAAACACCAGAUGGUGUCUUGACUGUGAACAACGAAGCUGUUACGAGCUCUCACAUGAGUGCCAAUGGAGUAAUACAUGUAAUCAAUAAGGUUUUCUUACCUGGCAAUAGCUACACUUACUCUAGUACUAGGACAGUUACUACCUACAGCAGGGGUGGCAAUGGAGGCGCCUCCUCAUCAUCCUCCUCAUCUUCCUCCUCCUCUUCUUCCUCUGCCUCAACAUUCUCUACGUCAUCAAGGCAGUCUUCUCGCCGGACAUACAAGAAGACCGUUUCUUUUGAGUCUCAUGGAAGGACAGCUGGUGGACGGCAAACUACUUACCCAGAAGGUACAGUGUCAACAGCUAGUGCCAUCCGCAGGAGGACUUCUAAAGGAAUCUCUAGAAGGAGGAAUGCAUCUUCCUCCUCCUCUCCAGGAGUAACCACCACUGUUGCAAGCACCUCCUUAGACGACUCAAGGAGUAACCCUGCCUCUGAACCCGAUUCUACUGCUCUAGAAGAGACUCCCCUGCAAGGCUUAGGAUUCUCUGCACGUGAAUCAGAGGCCUCAUCCAAUUCCCUAAGUAGCUCAUCAGAUACCAAACGGGACCAAUAUGACUUCCCUGCAUUUAAUGAACCUACUGAGCCAGGAUUAACAGACAAUUCUGGCUUAUCCUCUCAUUCUAUUACAUACCGUACUUACAAACCUGCCGAUAAAGCAGAAGGUACUUAUACUGUACGUGAAGGGUCUUAUUCUUCUUCAUCUUACCCCUCCUCCAGAUCAUCCCCCUCCUCUUCUAAUUCAUACUGGACUAGCUCUUUUGGUGAAACAGUGAGCGAAGAUGAUGGACCUAUUCGGGGUGACUUUGAUGGUUCACAAGAUUCAGCUUUCAUUUCUUCUUCCUCUUCUUCUUCUUCCCUUCCCUCUUCUUCCACUGGGUCAGGGCGUUUCUCAGCUACAGGGACGAGGUAUGAGGCCUCAGGUUCCUUUGGACAGGGAUUAUCUGAAUCCUCAGGCACAGACAUAGCUGACAGUUUUAGAAGAGGUUCUGAAGCUUCAAGUAGUUCUAGCUCUAACUCUCGGAGUGGUUCAGAAUCAACCUCGAGGCAAUCAGGGGGAUCUGGUUCUGAGUACUCUGAAACCCAAGGGUCUGGCACUGGCUUGAGUGGUAGUCGCAGCUCUUCUUCCUCUAGGUCAUAUACUUAUCAUCAAUCUGGUGGUUUUGGUGGCUCACUAACGCAUGAUGGCCCCUCUCACUUCAAUAUUCCAGAAGGUUUUGGUGAAGGAACUUAUACAGUCACCAACACAACCCAUCGCAAAAACACUGUCGGCCCAGUUAACCCUGAUGGUGGAAGGUUUAGUUAUGUUGGACAUUCAUAUGGUCAUGAUGUUGUAGGACACACUGACACAGUGGGUAAUGAAAUAGGACCAGAUGGGGAAAAGCUUGAUAAAGAAUCUCCAUUACCUUUCUCCAUGGGGACAAGUAGGCAUAGCUCCUCACAGGGAAAUACAGUUAAUGGAGUUGGUGGUAAUACAUAUGAAUACAGACAUGAAUCACACUUUAAAGAGCUUAGGCCUCAUGAAGAAGGCAGUAAUUUAGAUGGUGGGGGCAUUGUAACAAGCAGAAAAACUACAAGCAAGAGGAAGUACGGUGUUACAAGUUCUGUAGUAACAUAUCCAGCAGGUGGGGGGAAACCUCUUUACAAGGAAGAGAAAACGUACACAUUCCCAGUCGAUGGCUGGCCAGCCUCUGGUCGAAUUGGUAAACACCAAUCAUCUUCUGUUUCAGCUUACGCCUUCACAGGAGAGGAAGAUAGGGACUUUGCUGAUGGUACGGACUUUGGAGAAGUAACUAGAGGAGGUCAAUACAGAACGUCCAGAUAUCCCAAAACUAAAUAAGAAGAAACAUCUGAAAAA
Messenger RNA from Macrobrachium nipponense, 3651 nucleotides. RefSeq names its product serine-rich adhesin for platelets-like. NCBI's taxonomy places the organism in Eukaryota, Metazoa, Arthropoda, Malacostraca, Decapoda, Palaemonidae. The record is from RefSeq and is a predicted model, not a curated record.